AUGGCCUACAACAAAAGCUACAACCCCGAUGCGCUGCCAGCGUAUCGAGCAGCCAAAGCCAGCUCCCAAGCCAGAGCCAGAAGCCUCUGCCAUCUCGACCACCGCCGCAAGCAGGCCCCGCUGGCGUGCCACCUCGUGUUCCGGUCUCCAGCGCCCCUCCACACCAGGGAUAUAAGUCCCCUCCCCCCGCGCCCGCAGGAUCCCCAUGCCUCGCAUUCCUUCACCGGGCGCCCUUCGCCUGCCAAUCCUCCCUCCUCCCAAUACCGGCCGCACCCAUUGCAUCCAUCGCCACCACCGCAGAACUACGGCUUUGGCCCGCCACCCUCGCAACCGCACCGCAAUCGACCCCCGCCCUCGUCGCGCCCUCCACAGUCUCCCCAGCCUCCCCCACUGUCAGCACCAACCAGUGAUGACCCGCAACAGCUCUUCCCGCUGUUUCGGGCGGCCAAUUCGUCGCACUCGGGCUCGCUGACAGAGCACGAACUGGGCUCUGCCCUCGUCAAUGGCGACUAUACCUCCUUUCACCCGCGGACGGUGAAGAUGAUGAUCCGUAUGUUCGACCGCGAUGGCAAUGGGAUUAUCAACUUUGACGAGUUUGUCUCGCUGUGGCGGUAUCUGGCGGCGUGGCGGGAACUGUUUGAUCGCUUCGACAUGGACCGCAGCGGCCGGAUUAGUCUGCAAGAGUUUGAGAAUGCGCUCGUCGCAUUUGGAUACCGUCUGAGCCCGAAGUUUGUCUCCGUGUUGUUUUCUACCUUUGAGAGUAAGGCGCGUCAGUUGAAUGCUCCGCCGCGGAGUCCCCAUCACAGCGGCAUGAGCUUCGAUCUCUUUGUGCAGGCGUGCAUCAGCUUGAAGCGCAUGACGGAUGUGUUCAAGCGGUAUGACGAUGACCGCGAUGGAUAUAUUACCGUGAGCUUUGAGGAGUUCUUGACUGAAAUCCUUCAACUCCAAGAUUAG
Molecule: messenger RNA, 954 nt
Organism: Penicillium argentinense
Lineage: Eukaryota; Fungi; Ascomycota; Eurotiomycetes; Eurotiales; Aspergillaceae
Product: EF-hand domain-containing protein
Exons: 3
Coding region: 1-954 (317 amino acids)
Molecular function (GO): calcium ion binding
Source: RefSeq, a predicted model, not a curated record